Salmo salar (Atlantic salmon) is the source of this 4456-nucleotide messenger RNA. It is a transcript of the gene sobpa, whose product is annotated as sine oculis binding protein homolog (Drosophila) a. The record is from RefSeq and is a predicted model, not a curated record. Gene Ontology annotation, biological process: animal organ development. NCBI's taxonomy places the organism in Eukaryota, Metazoa, Chordata, Actinopteri, Salmoniformes, Salmonidae. Gene Ontology annotation, cellular component: nucleus.
UCAACCUCUCAUUUGACUCAGAGGCAGCUCACACACACCAACUUGCGCACAGACCGUGGAAAAAUAGGGGCAUAAGAUGGCUGACUUAACUGGGCAACGCAAGCCCUCAACGGCAUCAUCAACUUCACCCGGGCUGUUCCCCAGCUUGACAUUAGCCUUUGGGCAACUUUAAAGCGGCCCCGCCUCGCACUUGUCCACUCUACCCCAAUCGCAAAUAUUGACAGAGCUAUUAUAAAAAAUGGCAGAGAUGGAAAAAGAGGGCAGACCCCCCGAAAAUAAAAGAAGCAGAAAACCGGCUCACCCCGUGAAAAGGGAAAUCAACGAAGAAAUGAAGGUUCGGGCUGAGCGGGCCCACCCAUGGGCAGGCAAGGCGGGUGAUCUCCAUGGCAACCCGCCCUACUCCAUGAGUUUUGCAGAGAACACCAUGAAUGAGCUGCUUGGCUGGUAUGGCUAUGACAAGGUGGACCUGAGAGACCAGGACAACAUCGACAUACGGAACUACCCAGAUGGAGAGGCACAACAACACAUCUCUGUCCUGAAAGAAAACUCUUUACCAAAAAUCCCAGGAGGAUCGGGGGAGAAUAGUGAUGUCUCCCCAAACCAAGCCAAUAGCUCCCACUCUACACCGACAUUGAGGAACGGAGUGACAGAGUCCUCCACCACCCCGUCCACCUCCACACCCAGCACCAGGGAGCAUGGGAACAUGCCCAUCAUAGUUCCACUGAUCCCACCCCCCAUGAUCAAGCCACCAGCAGACGAGGAUGUGUCUAACGUCCAGAUCAUGUGCGCAUGGUGUCAGAAGGUUGGCGUCAAACGCUAUUCCCUCAACAUGGGCACUGAGCUGAAGAGCUUCUGCAGUGAGAAGUGCUUUGCCGCCUGCCGCAGAGCCUACUUCAAGAGAAACAAGCUUGGAUAUGUAAGGAAUUACAGUGCGAGAGACGAAGACGGCCGUGGUGAGAAAUUACCCCAGCACAGCUAUUCUAAGGAUACGCCCAGGCUUGUCUUCAAGACAAACAGCGAUGUGCUUGUGUGUGACUGGUGCAAACACAUCCGCCACACCAAGGAGUACCUGGACUUUGGUGCUGGUGAACGGAGGCUGCAGUUCUGCAGUGCCAAAUGCCUGAACCAGUACAAGAUGGACAUCUUCUACAAAGAGACUCAGGCGGCGCUGCCAGGGGGGCUGUGUAACCCAGGACACGGCCCUGUGGAGGGCAAGUCGGAGAGCAGCACCGGGGCGCAGCUCCUCACCCCCGAGUCCUGGGGCACACCCUUGGGUGACUUACGUCGCAAAGCCCCUUCCCCUGGGGGAAACCCCUCUGUGCCAGUCCCCUCCAGCUCCACCGCUGCCUCUCCCUCUGAGACAGGCACUGUCUGCUCCCCUUCCUCCAAAAACCCCACGCCCAGACCCCACGAGAGCCCCACCUUACCCCCUCCCCCACACCCCUCUCUGCACUCUCCCAUGGGAGUCCCCUUGGGUAGCCCCCCAAUGGUGAUGACGCCCCGGGGACCCGUGCCCCUGCCCUUCUUCAUGGAGCACCAGAUGAUGCAGCAGAUGCGGCCACCUUUCCUCCGCCCACCUCACCAUGGCCCAGGCCCUAACAGCCCCCUGUCCAACCCCAUGAUCCCUGGCAUCGGACCACCACCACCCCCGCCGAGAACCCUGGGUCCACCAUCCAGCCCUAUGCACAGGACACAGUUCUCACCCCACCACCAUCCCUCCAACAACCCCAACCUGGGAGGGAACCCCCCAGGGAUGAUGCCACCCCAUCCAGGCCUACACAUACCCGGUUUUCCCUUCCACUCCAACAUGAUGCCAAACGGGCCCAUGCUUAUGCCACCCAUGAUGAACUUUGGUAUGCCUUCCCUCGCCCCUCUGGUUCCCCCGCCAACCCUGCUGGUCCCUUACCCUGUAAUCGUGCCCCUGCCGGUGCCCAUCCCUAUCCCCAUACCCUUCCCCUUCAACCCCAAGACCUCCAAGGACAAACCCAGCAACAACAACAACCCCAUUCCCAGUGCAUCAGGGGAGGACCACAGGCCCUUCUCCGCUGGUUCCUCCAGAGGGGAUCACAAGUUUGGGCCCUCCAGUUCCGGGGUGCACUCCCCGGGCUUCUCUGGCUACGAUCUGGCCCGCUUUGGCUCUGAGAGGAGUAGGACUGACGUGGUGGACCUGACCGUGAAGACUGAGAGUCCGGGGUGUGCCUCCACCGCGGCCUCCCUCCCCGAGGGCGUGAUCGACCUGACUCUGGGCCGGCGAUCGCGGCUGCAGCAGGUCAUCCAGCGGGUGGUGCCCAGUGUCCAUGUAAAGGUGGAACGAGACGGGGACUCAACCAGCCCCCCACCUUCUGGACCAUCCCCUCUGAAUGCCUCUGGGCAGGGGAAGGGGGACAGCAGCCUAGAGGACAUGAGCCAGGAGGUCAGGGAGGCCAUUAGUGACUCUCUGGAGCCAGGCUUCCUGCCUUGUAGCCAGGCCACAUCACCAUCCCCACAGCCAAACCAAAACUCCUAUACUACCCAGCUCACAAAUCACCCUGGCACCCCACGGACCCAGCCCUGCAGCCCACCUGCCCCCUGUGAUGUCAUAGUAAAUGGCAGCAGUCAACACACAGACGGCCCCAGCCGGAGCACGCUACCCACACCUCUGUCUGACCCUGGCCGGAGAGGAGGAGGAGGCUGCGGCGAACCAGCCAACUGCGAGCUGGAGCGGGAGGCGCUGAAGGAGAACAGCUGCUUGGUGCCAGAGUGGGAACCAGGUAAGAGGGGCCCAAGUGAGGAGGCAGUGCAGGGGGGCACUUGGGAAGGCAAGCUGGAAGCCAACGGCGACCUUAUGGAUCUGGACGAUGAUGACGACCACGCCUAUGCACUGCUGCAGCCCAAGGCUGGCUGUGUCAUCCAGCCCCUGCCAAAGCCCAGCGACAAGACGGCCAUCGUGUCAUGCAGCAUCAGCGCUCCCCUGGCAGCAGGGGCAGGGAGCCCCGAGCUGGAGCCGCCGCUAAAGAGGAGGUGCCUGCGAAUACGCAAUCAGAACAAAUGAGGCAGAAAAGCUCAGACAGGUGGCAGUAACUCCCCUACAGAAUGAGGUAUGCUGUUGAAGCUCUUGACAACACUAGCCUUCCACUAUCCACCCCUCGCUUCUCCACCCCAUGAACCUCUCUCCCAGCCAACUAGCACUCAAAAUUCUAGCCUUGUCACCCUAAUCUUAACAACUCGGCACAGGCCGACCACAAUAACCCCUGGACCAGUGGAAGUGGGACUUGGAGGCAUUCACCUUUAACCCAGACCAGACGUGUUAUUUUCUCUUGAGACACAUUCCUUUAGCCCAUACUGCCCCUCUCUCCCUUCCUUCCAAAGCAAAUGCUCUGUCAGAUCUCUGCUGUCAGACUGAUAAGCCACAAUGCUAAGCCAAUAGAUUUACCAGCAGUUUUGUGUUCGCUGGAAGAGGUCUAAGGUAGCAUUUUUAGCCAAUCUGUUCCAAAGUGAAAGGUGUAGCAUUUUUAUGUGGCAAGAAAUUCAGGCUAAAGUCAUCCCCACCCGCCCCCCACCUUUGCAUGAUCACAACCAGCACAAAAUGCUAACCUCCAACCCCCAUCCCACCAUUGAGGGUGACAGGACAUUUGUUUUGAACUGGAAACCAAAAAGAGACAUCUCAUAAUGGAAGGUAACAAUCAGAGGGAGACAUUUUCUGAGCCUCACAGGUUGAGGAAUAAUAACAAGAAAAAAGAGGAGGGGUGAAAUCCUUGUGUUCUGACUGUAGCACACUCUAUUCCUGGAGAUACCAGGGGCCCCUUUGCGUCACAGAACCUUUCCCUUGUGGAGCAGUGGGGAUAUCUCCACAAUAAAAGGAGACCUUGGCACUAUUGAACUGCUCAUCUUCAGUGGGUUUCAUGGUCAUAAAAUACAAGAAUUUUCAAGUUUAUCCUCACUCACUGAUUUGUGGACAACAGGGUAGAGACCUCACCAGCAAACGACGGUGGGUAACUGUGGACAAUGUGCAAUCUCUGCCAACGUGGAGGCUAUUUUGCUUCUCUGCAAGCUCCUGGUCAGACAAAAUCAGAUGUGUAAUUCUAAUUGUAAUCGUCACGGCUGUAUUUACAUUUUUAACACCGCAAUGAUAUUGAUGAUAAUGCUAUAUCUUCAGCCACAUCUCUGAUGUGUACAGUAGGGUUAUGGUAAUGAUGUGACUUUCAUCAUGGAAGCAAAAGUAUGACUGCUGCUUAUCACACCACAAAGGGAUUGCGUCAAUCGAGAGUUGAUACCACAGCCAUUAGCAUUGUUUCGUCACUAGUGCUCAGGGUCGUAAUGUUGCACUAGGAUUUAUCAUUGACAAGGGAAGCUGGCUCUCUUAAAUCAAAUUUGCUUGUCAGUCAUAGAUAAUUCUCUGGAAACACUGGUCCAAACGUACUGUAGAACUAUUUGUAAAGUCAAACUACUGAAACAAAUUAAUCAAUUCUUUAAUGAG